This is a messenger RNA of Crotalus tigris (Tiger rattlesnake), 1288 nucleotides long. Its product is annotated as golgin subfamily A member 6-like protein 2. The record is from RefSeq and is a predicted model, not a curated record. Gene Ontology annotation, cellular component: endoplasmic reticulum. The coding region runs from base 97 to 1188 and encodes 363 amino acids. NCBI's taxonomy places the organism in Eukaryota, Metazoa, Chordata, Lepidosauria, Squamata, Viperidae. The transcript has 3 exons.
GGAGAACUGGGAUCUGACUGAAGGCAAAAGGACAGAUUUAAUUUAAUCUCUAAACACAGUGUUAUCAAGCUACUUAUAUCUCUGACUCUGGUAUCCAUGUUCUCCAUGGAGGUCAGUGAAGAUAUGCCAGUGUGUCCUGCCAACCUCUCUGUUAUGACUGAUAAUCUGGCUAAUGGAGAUCAACAGAUGCUCUUAGAGACCCUGCAGCAGAUAGAAAUCAUAAACACUCCUUUGCCAUUAGUGGCAGUUGCCAAAAAGGAGAAAAAUGUCCACAAAGAUGAUAAGUAUGACUAUGCUGAGGAACAAGAACAACAAAAAGCCAGGCACACACAAACCCAUGAAACUGACAGUGAGAUAGAGAGGAUGCGGUUGGAUUUUGAGCUGACUGUACUGAAACGGCAGCAUGAGGAGAAUGAUAAGCAACGGCUGCAUGAGGAAAAGAUGGAGCACAUACGCCAGGAAUCACCCUCCAGGAGUGGUGCUCAUGUGGAAGAAGAGCAAUUUGGGGGUAAGCUGGACCCCAUUACAGAAAUUGAACUGGAGAAGAUGCGCAUGGAGUUUGAACUGGCCAAACUGAAGCACAUCUCUGAGGAGAAUGAGAGGCAGCGACAACAUGAACAAAAACUGUAUGAAGAGAAGGAGAAACAGAGGCAGCAUGAAGAGAAGAUGGAGCAAAUGCACCAGAAGCAAGGAAACCUUCAUAUAGUGAGCCAGAAAAUAUCUGGGUGUGGCCCAGCAGAGGCCACAGCUGAAACAGCUUCUGUGGCCUUUGCUGAGAUCGGUAAGAUGAGGAUAGAGCUCCAGCUGGCUUUGGAGGUAUACACGCCAGAGAUAAAAGAAAAGAAGCUCUCCAGAGAGCAAAAUGGGCAUCAAAAGAUUCCAAAACGUGAACAACAAGUGGGGACCACCUCAGAGGUAAAAAAAGCUGAAAUGCCCCCAGAGCAACGGAAUGAUGGGGUGACUGAACACCUGGGCCUGCAGGUGCCACGCAUUGUGGUCAAUGGGGCAGAGUCCCAUUGGUCAAGCAGCAGGCUGGACUUAGCCAUCGAGACUGAAUUGGAGAAAAGGCGGAUGGAAUUUGAACUGACGAGGCUGAGAUAUGAGCAUGAAGAGAAUGAACGUCAGCGCCAGCAUGAGCAGAAAAUGGAACAGCUGCGUCAGCAAGUAUCACUCAAGGAUAUAGCAUAAGAUAUACAGGGUUGUGAAUGAGGAAUCCAUGUAAUUACUGCUGCACACCUUCCCUUUAAGAGGCUGAGGUCACUGAGGUCACUGUUCUGUAUAACUAUAA